Molecule: messenger RNA, 2142 nt
Organism: Pleurotus ostreatus (oyster mushroom)
Lineage: Eukaryota; Fungi; Basidiomycota; Agaricomycetes; Agaricales; Pleurotaceae
Exons: 5
Coding region: 1-2142 (713 amino acids)
Biological process (GO): positive regulation of transcription by RNA polymerase II
Cellular component (GO): nucleus
Molecular function (GO): zinc ion binding
Source: RefSeq, a predicted model, not a curated record
AUGUCCAACUUCAAUUCGCAAGUCUCUACCCAAGCCCCGUUGCCGCCAUUCUUCUUCACCGACCACCAUCACGCAUACAUGACCGCCUCCCUCCCGCCCCCGUCCCCGACGACCAACUCCCCGCCCUCCGACUCCCAGAGCCCCCAGUCCCCUAAAUCGGACUCGCCGGAGUCGUCGAACAGCGUUACGCAGUCCACGGAGCCUCAGCCAGCACACAAAUGCCUCUGGAUGGAAUGCACGCAGUCCUUCUCUGAUCCCGAAGCUCUUUACAAUCAUCUGUGCAACGACCACAUUGGUCGCAAGAGUACAAACAACCUCUGCCUCACUUGCAAGUGGAAGGAUUGCGGCACAACCUGCGCUAAGCGUGAUCACAUCACCAGCCAUCUCAGAGUACACACACCACUAAAGCCGCAUGUUUGCGAGAUAUGCAAAAAGUCGUUCAAGCGGCCCCAGGAUUUGAAGAAGCACGAGAAGAUACACACAGAGGAACACCAUGCGCAGCACAAGCACUCCAAGGCAAUCACUGUCGUCGACCCUGUCUACGUCCAGCGUGUAAGGGGAGACUCUAUCAAGAAUGAUUCUCGAUCGAAGCUUUCUACUAUGCCUCGAGUCCCUGUUGCUCGCGCCAAGUCUCAAUCCUCAUCCGCGUCCGACGGUUCUCAUUUCGGUAUUUUGCCCUCACCUUCUCCAGAACUCGCACAUCACCAUUCUCCAACGCAUGAUGCCUUUCUGCACCAUCAGGUCCCAGCUUGGGAAGUUCUACGUCCGGACGCAGGCUCCGUGCCUACUGGCUCAAAACGUUCUCAUGACUACGCAGUCGACGACUUCUUUACUGACAUGAAGAAGCGUCGUGUUAUGCCAUCGUACGACUCCCAGAUGGCUGAACGACUAAAUAACCUUGCCUACGCGCAGCAUGUGGCUAAUGCCCAUCGCCAACAAUUUAAUCCUCGUUCUGUUUCUCUCGAUAUUCGCACUCCAGAAGAACUCGCAGCUGUCAAUGAAUUCCUCCUUACACUCGGACGUGACGUAGCUUCGGGCUCCCGUUACCAUUCCUCCUCCUCUCCAACUACUUCUACCGGCUUCUCAGACUCAUACUUUGAUGCUUCGACCCUAGGACAGCUCGGCUUAACCGGCAUGCCAGGUCUGCCGGGGUCGGAGUCGUCGUUCCCGAGCGACAAUGGCUACACAGGACCUGCUAGCCAUGGCUUCGGAUCCAACUCUUAUCAUCCCCCAACAUCACGUUCCUCUCACCCAUCAGUUCAGCCCAGCCCAUAUGUGUAUCCCGCGAUGCAUGAUCCUUCUUCGCUCACGUAUUCACCCGCAAACGAUUAUCCGUCAAGUGCUCGGCGUAUCUCGUCUAAAUUUGGCCCACCAAGUUCUUCAUUUUCCGGGCAGAACUACCAUCACCCUACUCCUCCAUUGGAGUCGGGAUCUCCUCACUCUGCGGUCUCUACCCCUGUCAACUCGACCCCUCCUCAGAUCCCGAUGACAGUGCCGGACAAUGCGGCGGCAUUCGACUACAUGCGUGUCUCAAGAGGUGCUGCUCCUGUCGCACAUUUGGCGCCAGUGGACUACAUGGGCAAAUCCAUGCGCACCAUCGUGCCUCUCAAAUCUGUACCGUCGUCUCGAGCAGAACCUGUCGAAUCCAAAUUGCCGAAGUCACCUCACCCUGGCCCACCUGCCAAACUCACGCCAGCGUUUGCGUCUUCGUCAUCAUCGAAAUCCGGCUCGUUAUAUCCGCUCCUUACGUCCGGUGAUGCUGAGUUUAAGCUGCCACCGCUCAAGUAUCGUUCGCCGUCGCCUGAGUCUAACGUGUCCACGCCAUCGACCACGCACUCGCCAUCUCCACCGCCGCAGCCAACCACACUUCCUGGGAUACGUUCCAUUGCAUCUCCGACCCUUUCCGCGCGGCGAUCGCCAGAACAGUCGGAAGAACUCGCUCGGAAAAUUGGACGAAUAGAACUUGAGAGUAGAACUCGUGAAAUCCCAUUGGACGAACGCAAGAGCCACGCAGAGCUGAUCCGAAAUCUGCUCGUCGCUAUCAACACUGAUUUCAAGGAACGUUAUGAGUCGCUGAACAUCCAUUCCCGACCUUCCCAUGCUCAUCAUCAUAUUAAGGACGUGGAAAUGGCUACUGCGUAG